This is a messenger RNA of Vigna radiata var. radiata (mung bean), 1398 nucleotides long. Its product is annotated as expansin-A10. The record is from RefSeq and is a predicted model, not a curated record. Gene Ontology annotation, biological process: plant-type cell wall organization. Lineage: Eukaryota; Viridiplantae; Streptophyta; Magnoliopsida; Fabales; Fabaceae. The transcript is spliced from 4 exons. Gene Ontology annotation, cellular component: extracellular region. Bases 135 to 875 code for a protein of 246 amino acids.
GUGGCCUAGUUUCCCCAACUACUCUCUCUGCCAGGGUCUAUAAAUUAGGUCGCACCCCACUCUUUUUCUUCACAACACUCCUUCUCUCCAAACUACCUGCUGCUCCUUUCUUUGUCCCCUCACUAUCGAAGAAAAUGGCUCUUGUUAUCUUGAUGGGUAUUCUCACAAUGCUCUCCUCUGCUCAUGCUUAUGGUGGAGGGUGGACUGGUGCUCAUGCCACUUUCUAUGGAGGGAGUGAUGCAUCAGGGACAAUGGGUGGAGCAUGUGGGUAUGGAAACCUCUACAGCCAAGGCUAUGGAACAAACACUGCUGCUUUGAGCACUGCACUGUUCAACAAUGGGUUAAGCUGUGGCUCUUGCUUUGAGAUUAAGUGUGCCAAUGACCACAAGUGGUGCCUUCCGGGCUCCAUUUUGGUCACUGCCACCAAUUUCUGUCCACCCAACAAUGCCUUACCAAACAAUGCUGGUGGCUGGUGUAACCCUCCUCUUCAACACUUUGAUCUCGCUCAGCCCGUCUUCCUACGCAUUGCUCAAUACCGCGCUGGAAUUGUGCCUGUGUCCUACAGAAGGGUGCCCUGCAGGAGAAAGGGAGGGAUCAGAUUCACCAUCAAUGGACAUUCUUACUUCAACCUAGUCCUCAUCACAAACGUUGGCGGUGCUGGAGAUGUGCAUGGUGUGGCAGUCAAAGGUUCAAGAACUGGUUGGAUGCCAAUGUCAAGGAACUGGGGUCAGAACUGGCAGAGCAACAACUAUCUGAAUGGACAAAGCCUCUCAUUCAAGGUUACUACAAGCGAUGGCCGAACUGUGGUGUCAUACAACGUUGCACCAGCUGGUUGGUCCUUUGGACAAACCUACACCGGUGCUCAAUUCCGCUAGAUCUACCUUGUCCAAGUUGAAGUCACACGAAUACAAUUACUAUAUAGUAUAUAUAUAGUAUGGUCUAAAAGAGUAUGGCUCUUUAGUAUACUAGGGUAUUAGAUAGUAUGCUACCAAUUAAGGGGUCAGAUUUUGGAAUUUUAAGUCCAGGCAGGGAAAGAAGGGCAUGUUUUAAAUUGCUCCUUCAUUUCAAUUUCUGUGUCUGCUGGUGGGGACCUGUUUUUUUGGCUCCUCUUUAUUGCUGGGGUGGUUUUCUUUUUAACUUUUUUUAAAGGUUUUUGAAGCCUCUGUGGCUAAACAGAAGCUAGGGGAGGUGGAAUUUUAAUUUUGUAAUGUAUGGGUGAACUACUUAAUUGGAAGAGGUGGAUUCUGACCACCCGCCAAUUAGUAUUGAAACAGAGUCUUUUUCAUCUUGUUGGGAGUGUUUAAUACUCAUCCUUUUGUAACCGGACUUGGUUGUGUUUCAGACUCAAAAAACCAAGUUUCAGUAAUUUCCAUUGCUAUCCUUCUAUUUCUUUACUUU